Molecule: messenger RNA, 786 nt
Organism: Tuber aestivum (summer truffle)
Lineage: Eukaryota; Fungi; Ascomycota; Pezizomycetes; Pezizales; Tuberaceae
Source: the annotation of a GenBank genome assembly
AUGCCCCCAAAAGCGAUCCUCAUCGACAUUGAAGGUUCCCCUCCCCCUCCCCCUCCCCCUUCUCAAUCAUCUAUCAUAACUAGCUAUGACAGCUAGCUAAGCUAGCUAACAAACACAGGCACGAUCUGCCCAAUAACCUUCGUAAAACAAACCUUGUACCCCUACGCCCUGGCCGCCCUCCCGACCUACCUCUCGAAGAACUGGACGGCGACGAACCCGCUGAUAACCGCCUUCCCCCAAGCCGACACCGCCACCCCGGAAGCCCUGGUCGAGCACGUGCGGACGCUGACGGUCCAGGACUCCAAAUCGCCCGCGCUGAAGGCGCUCCAGGGACACCUCUGGCAGGCCGGCUACGAGUCCGGGGAACUGGUCGCCCCGAUUUACCCCGACGUGCUGCCGGCCCUGCGUGCGUGGCGCUCCCGCGACGUGAGGGUGUACGUGUAUUCCAGCGGGAGCGUUAGGGCGCAGGACUUGUUCUUUCGCUACUCGUGCGAGGGGGAUGUCAGGGCGGUUUUCAAUGGGUUUUUCGAUACCGGGGUCGGCGCCAAGGUUGAGGAGGGGAGCUACCGCAGGAUCUUGAGGGAGUGUGAAGGGGAGGAGGGGGCGGAGGGGUGGGUCUUUCUGAGUGAUCAUGUUGGCGAGGUUAGGGCUGCUAUGGAGGCUGGGAUGAUGGGUGGUGUCGUGGUGCGCGAGGGGAAUGCGCGGCUCGGUGAGGAUGAUAAGGUGGGAAUGUGGGUUAUUGAGGGGGGGUUUACGGAGGUUACGGAAAAGCUGUUUUCCGAGUAG